Messenger RNA from Chiloscyllium plagiosum (whitespotted bambooshark), 631 nucleotides. RefSeq names its product histone H2A-like. Gene Ontology annotation, molecular function: protein heterodimerization activity; structural constituent of chromatin; DNA binding. NCBI's taxonomy places the organism in Eukaryota, Metazoa, Chordata, Chondrichthyes, Orectolobiformes, Hemiscylliidae. Gene Ontology annotation, cellular component: nucleosome. The record is from RefSeq and is a predicted model, not a curated record.
UUAGCAAGUUUCAAUAAGUUGAAGAAUGUCCGGUCGUGGUAAAACCGGAGGAAAAGGUCGGGCUAAGGCUAAGACCCGUUCAUCCCGAGCCGGCCUACAGUUCCCGGUGGGUCGAAUCCACCGCCUGCUGCGUAAGGGGCAUUAUGCCGAGCGAGUUGGGGCUGGUGCCCCCGUUUAUUUAGCUGCAGUUCUCGAGUACCUGACUGCAGAGAUCCUCGAAUUGGCGGGCAACGCGGCCCGGGACAAUAAGAAGAGCCGCAUCAUUCCCCGCCACCUGCAGCUCGCUAUCCGCAACGACGAGGAGCUCAACAAGCUGCUGGGAGGGGUCACCAUCGCCCAGGGCGGCGUCCUGCCCAACAUCCAGGCCGUGCUGCUGCCCAAGAAAACCGGGCACCCCAGCAAGGUCUACGCCUGAAGGGUGAGAUCUGAGGAACGAACAUCAGUUCAACGCAACAACGAAAUAAAAAUCAAAGGCUCUUUUCAGAGCCGCUCAAUUCCUCCUAAAGAGUUUAACCAGACUGUCGAUUCGAAAUGUAAUAUUGAAUAAAUUGAUGCGUGAUCGCUCUUCCAUUUUCCCUCUGGGAAAUAAUUUUAUUAAUUUAGUGUCGAUAUGAUUUCUAGGAAUAGGUUG